GGAUUAUUCACCAGGGCAAGGGUAUGCUGCAACCCCACCAGUUGUUGGCUGAGUAUGGAGCUACCUUUUCUGAAGCCGAUAAGGAAAAACUGAAGGAUGGAGCCUUUGAGGAUGUUAUCAAGGCAGCACAGGAAGCCAUUGUUAUUCCUCCAUGGGUUGCUUUGGCUAUCCGACCUAGGCCUGGAGUCUGGGAAUACGUCCGGGUCAAUAUCAGUGAGCUCGCUGUGGAGGAGUUGACUAUUCCAGAAUAUUUGCAUUUCAAGGAGGAACUUGCUGAUGGAAGCCCACAGAACAACUUUGUGCUGGAGUUGGAUUUUGGGCCCUUCAAUGCUUCUUUUCCUCGCCCCUCGCAGUCAAAAUCUAUAGGUAAUGGAGUGCAGUUCCUCAACCGUCACCUCUCUUCAAAGUUGUUCCAAGACAAAGAAAGCUGGUACCUCUUGCUUAAUUUCCUAAGGAAACACAACUACAAAGGCAACAACAGUGCUACCUCUUGUUUAUAUUUCAGGCCAACUGUUCAAUCUGUUCAAAGCUCAUAA
Messenger RNA from Zingiber officinale, 536 nucleotides. RefSeq names its product sucrose synthase 2-like. Gene Ontology annotation, molecular function: sucrose synthase activity. Gene Ontology annotation, biological process: sucrose metabolic process. NCBI's taxonomy places the organism in Eukaryota, Viridiplantae, Streptophyta, Magnoliopsida, Zingiberales, Zingiberaceae. The transcript is spliced from 3 exons. The record is from RefSeq and is a predicted model, not a curated record. Bases 24 to 536 code for a protein of 170 amino acids.